Molecule: messenger RNA, 2248 nt
Organism: Dunckerocampus dactyliophorus (ringed pipefish)
Lineage: Eukaryota; Metazoa; Chordata; Actinopteri; Syngnathiformes; Syngnathidae
Gene: slc25a33
Product: solute carrier family 25 member 33
Exons: 7
Coding region: 184-1125 (313 amino acids)
Biological process (GO): pyrimidine nucleotide import into mitochondrion
Cellular component (GO): mitochondrion
Molecular function (GO): pyrimidine nucleotide transmembrane transporter activity
Source: RefSeq, a predicted model, not a curated record
UCAGCAGUCACCAGUUCAGCCUCAACCUUGGUGACAGCUCCGCCCUGCUGGCUCAAAGGCAGUCAAGAGACAUUGAAAUGCUGAACAUUGUGGAACGCGAUAUCGGUCUAGAUCUAUUAGUUUAAUUACAUAUAUCAGUUUAAUAUGGUCACUGUUUGAAAAAACAAAAACGAGAAAAGGAAGAUGGCACAGAAAGACACGCUGCUGCAUCUCUUUGCUGGGGGAUGUAGUGGUACAGUGGGCGCCAUUGUGACCUGCCCUCUAGAGGUGUUAAAGACACGUCUGCAGUCGUCUGGUCUUACCCUGCGGCCCGUUUUCCAGGUCCAGCUCGGCACCCUCAGUGGAACCGGUGUUAUCCGACCAGGGACUGUUACGCCUGGGCUGGUGCAAGUCUUACGAUCAAUCCUAGAGAAAGAGGGACCGAGAUCCCUUUUCCGGGGUCUGGGGCCAAAUCUUGUUGGCGUGGCUCCCUCAAGAGCUAUUUACUUUGCUGCGUAUUCCAAAUCCAAAGAGCUCUUCAAUGGGCUGUUGGUUCCCAAUAGUGGCUCUGUGCACAUGUCCUCUGCAGGGGUUGCAGCUUUUGUGACAAACUCUCUGAUGAACCCUAUCUGGAUGGUGAAGACCAGGAUGCAGCUGGAGAGAAAAGCCAGAGGAGAAAAGAAGAUGAAUGCCUUGCAGUGCGCCCGCCAUGUUUACAAAACAGAGGGUGUCCGGGGCUUCUACCGUGGCCUCACUGCAUCUUAUGCUGGCAUCUCUGAGACAAUGAUCUGCUUUCUCAUCUAUGAGUCGCUCAAGAAACGCCUGGCUGAAUACCAACUGGCUUCCCCAAACAGUGAAAAGGAGAAAGGAGCGUCUGACUUUCUAAGCUUGAUGAUGGCUGCUGCCUUCUCAAAGGGCUGUGCAUCCUGUAUAGCGUACCCACAUGAGGUCAUUCGGACAAGACUGCGUGAGGAAGGCAGCAAGUACAAGCGUUUCUUCCAGACUGGGAGGUUAAUAGCUUUGGAGGAGGGCUAUGCAGCUUUUUAUAGAGGACUCAUUCCACAGCUAAUUAAACAAAUCCCCAACACAGCCAUCGUCCUUUCCACAUAUGAACUCAUUGUGCAUCUACUGGGAGACUCCAAGUAAAAGGGCUGGUAGUUAAUUUGGGGCUUUUCCCGGCGAGCGCCACAACGUCACUGGACAUAAAAAAAAGAAACCAUUUGAAAAUGCAUCACAAUUAUUUUGUUUAGCGUGGUGCCAGAGAGAGACUUCUAUAUUGGAACUGAAGCCACUUAUCCAAAGAGCUACAAAGAUCUUAUUUUACAGAAUGCUUGUUAAGACUUUAUCGAAAUAGAACAAGAAACUUUGCUAACCUGUGAAAAAAAUGGUCAUCUUCUCAGAGGACUUGUGUUAAGUUAACUCAAUUGUUUUAUGUUUAAUUUAGUGUCAUUUUCAUUUUAUUAUCAGUGCUAACCGUACCAUCUUACAUGAGAAAGGGGAUGUUGACUCGUGUAGUUAUCCUUAUGAAGGGAAAGGAUUGAGUUCAAGUGCUAGUCAUAGCGCUGUUUCUGACUUUUUAAUGACGACACUGCCCUUUUUGGGGAACUUGUGUUUAAUUUUCACAUAUCCAUUAUGCUUGUUUUGAAGUUAGAAUAACUGAGAACUGUAUAAUAUUUUUCUUUAAUAUAUAAGCAUACAUGCUUACCUCUAAGGUUUUUUGUGAAAAAGAAUGAUGUCAUAUUUUAUUUUAUAAUAUGAGAAGUUUGAUGCUUAUUUGACCAGUGGAUCAAUAAAAUGCGUCAAGACAUUCGGUGAGUAAAUGACAGUGUUUCGUCUUCUAACACAAAUCUGCCUGUUCUAAAGUAGAUAGUAGUAGAAGAUAAUGCUCUGUAGGAAAUGUCUAAACUGUGGAUCGGAACAGUGAAUGUUUGUGAUGACUGGGCAUAUGUCCAGUGUUAUACAGGUUUGUGUUUGUUGUGUUUAUUGCUAUAAACAUCACAGCAUGUUUGGAAAUUGGAUCCCUGUCAGCAGUUGUGUGGGGAAUGAUAAUACAGAAUUUGCUAUGCUCACGAUGAUUCAGAAAUGAAGGUAUGAUGAGUUAGGUCAUGGAAAAAUGAAAGGAAGAAUUUACUGGAAAGCCUUGUUGCAAAUGAGAAGAGUAAACACUGGAAUAAAAAGGAAACUCAUAGGUGCACUAUGAGAUGAACUGACAACUCAUUAACCUGACAAAUGUAUGUUUUGCGUGAGUCAUUAAAUGGGAAGACUUUGA